AGGGUCACCGUGUCCAACCGUGACCACCAUCCGACAGCCCCGAGGCUCUCAAGACAGGUGGCAGAGGAGCUGUGGGUGGGAGAAGCAGAGCUGGUGCAAAGGGCGCACCCCAGCCUCAUGCCUGCUCCUAGAAAACCCUGCAAGGUGCCCAUGGGCUGGACCAUGAGGCUGGCUACGGCAGCCCUGUUCCUGGGCCUCACGAUGGCGGUCCCCGGAGAUGAAGAGGACAGUGACCCAUGUGUGUACGAGGCCUUGUCUGACAGCGACGCUGUGCUCUGCAAGGGCCUCAAAGUGUUCUACCCAGAGUUGGGGAACCUCGGCUGCAUGGUGGUUCCUGAGUGCAACAACUACAGACAGAAGAUCACCUCCUGGACUGAGCCAAUUGUCAAGUUCCCUGGGGCCUUGGACGGUGCAACCUAUAUCCUGGUGAUGGUGGAUCCAGACGCCCCCAGCAGGUCCUCUCCCAAAGCUCAGUUCUGGAGACAUUGGCUGGUGACAGAUAUCAAGGGCACUGACAUAAGGAAAGGGAAGAUACAGGGCCAGGAGUUAUCACCCUACCAGCCUCCCUCCCCACCACCAAAAAGUGGCUUCCAUCGCUACCAGUUCUUCGUCUAUCUUCAGCAGGAAAAGAGCAUCUCUCUCCUUCCCAAAGAAAACAAAACUCGAGCUCAUCCUCCAGAAAGCACAGUGGUCUGGGUGCCUUUCCUAUGAUACUGGCAGCAGCGAGGAAGCUGGAAACCUCUGGAAGCUGAAACCCAUUAUUAGUCCCUUUGGAUCUUUGCCAGCACCCCACCACCACCACCACCACCAUGCCUUCUUCCAUCUAUGUGAAAACUUAGGAAUUGGACUUGCCCCCAGGCAGAGUUCCUUUGACUUCCAUGCUAUUUUGUUUGCUUCCAGAAAAGCAGACAGUAAAAUUAUUCUCCCAGAUGAAAGCUCCAGCCGGGGUCCAGUCCCAUCCUGGACGCCUUCCACACGCCCUUGGAGUGUGGCUUCAGAGAGGCCACCAUCCAGGUCUCAAUCCAGCCCUCAAGAGGCUUACAGUCGACUUUGGAAACACUUAAAGAACGAUGCAGAGCAACAUAUAAUUAAGCACUUAAUGGUGUGCUUCUGUCUGUAAGGACAAGUGGAGACCAUGUGGACUGAGGGACAGUCCUGCCCCUUCCCAGGAUCCCCUUCCCCCCAGGAGGACACCCUCUUCAGCCAGGAAGGGUGAAAGGAGUUUUGCUGCAGAGGGAGGAAAUGUUGAUGUCCAGUCUCUAGCUACUGAUUUGACUUUGGGGCAAGUCACCUAACGUCUCUGGGCCUCAUCUGGAAAAGGAGGAGUUGAAUUUAGAUGAUCUACAAACCCAUAUGGUUCUGGAGCUGCUUGGAAGAGGCAGGCAUGGACCACCAGGCCCUGGAGAAGGAAGAGUUAAAUCCUUGAGUGGAAGAAACAGGGAGUUCUGAGCUGGAGAAACCAAAGAUGCAGUGUUUUUGUUGGUUUUUUUUUGUUUGUUUGUUUGUUUGUUUUAAGUGAGAAGUUCCCUGGGGCCCUAGCAGUUAAGGAUCUGGCAAUGUCACUGCUGUGGCAGGGGCCCUGCUGUGGCGGGAGUUGGUUAGAUCCCUGGCCCAGGGAACUUCUGCAUGCCAUGGGUGCAGACAAAAAAAAAAA
Messenger RNA from Sus scrofa (pig), 1654 nucleotides. It is a transcript of the gene PEBP4, whose product is annotated as phosphatidylethanolamine binding protein 4. The record is from RefSeq and is a predicted model, not a curated record. Lineage: Eukaryota; Metazoa; Chordata; Mammalia; Artiodactyla; Suidae.